Lactuca virosa is the source of this 801-nucleotide messenger RNA. The record is from the annotation of a GenBank genome assembly. NCBI's taxonomy places the organism in Eukaryota, Viridiplantae, Streptophyta, Magnoliopsida, Asterales, Asteraceae.
AUGGCAAAGCUUAUAGCACUCGCACUCGCCUUCGUAGCCUUUGUAGCAUUUGCUUCCGCCCAUAGCACCAUCAUCACCACCACAAUCGAGGAGGAAAACCCAAUCUCGAGGAAGCAGUGUAGCCGACAGAUCCAGGGAGAAAGAUUCAAUCAGUGUGAGAGGUAUCUCAAGCAGGGUCAGAGUUGGUAUGAACAAAUCAUCCCGGGUCAGAUGCAGGGCGGGCUCAAGUCGUGCUGCCAAGAGCUUCAAUACGUCGACGAGCAGUGCCAGUGUGAGGCUGUGAAGGAAGCCUUCCGACAAGCCCAGAAGAUGCAACAACAGCAGGGACAGCAAGGUGAAAGCUUCGGUUCCCAGCAGAUCAGAGAGAUGAAGCAGAAGGCCGAAAACCUCCCUAACCAAUGCAAACUCCAAACACGACAAUGCCAAGUCGGAACCAUCUCCAUCAUCACCACCACCACCUUCACUGAGGAGAACCCGCAGAUGUGCCAGAACAUCCGAGGACGACGAUUCAACCAGUGCCAGAGUUACAUCCAAAAACAAAUUAGCGGUGGAACACUUUUGAUGAGCAUCAACAGGAAAGGCCAACAGACCCAAGGCGUUGAACAAUGCUGCACUGAACUUCAAAAUGUUGAGGAAGAUUGCCAGUGCGAGGCCAUGCAGGAGGUUUACAGGCAAGCCCAGCAGAUGCAGAGACAACAAGGUGGCCGCCAAACACAAGACUUGCAACGGAUGGUUGAAAAUCUACGCAAUCAAUGCAAAUUACAAGUCCAACAAUGCCGAAUCCCAUCUGCAAUGUUCUAA